AUGGCUAGUGAUCAAGAAAACUCACAAGAUGCAAAUGCUCCUGAUGAUACUUCAGAAAAAGAAAUUACACGAGGCAUCACUAUUAUGAAGAGUAUCAUUCGUGAUAGAGAUAAAGCAGUAACAUAUAAUGUAAAUUGGAAUGCUGAUAACCAACUAAUUGGGUCUAAUGCUGCAAAGUUGGCAAGCUACAUUGGUACACUUGUUCGUAUGCACAUUCCAAUCACUGCUACAAGAUGGAGUAAUAAAGAGUUGGGUAGCGCUAAAGAUAAGAUUUGGACUGAGAUACUGAGGUCUUUUAACAUUGAAGAUACAACUAUCCGAAAAAAGUAUAUACUUCAAUUGGCCGGAAAAAGACACAGAGGGUGGAGAACGUUUUUAACAAACAAGUAUCUUAAGGACAAAGAAAAAAAUUUUGUUGAAUAUGAUCCGGAAUAUCCAGUGAAGUAUGCGAUCUUCAUUACAGAAGAAGAAUGGGUUGCUUUUGUAGCCCAAAGAAGAGACGAAAAUUUCAAGAAAGUGAGUGCCACAAAUCGCGAGAGAGCGUCAAAUCCCACGUAUGCAUACAAAAAAGGGCGUUUGGGAUAUGCACGCUUAGAGGAAAAAAUUUUAGACGAGACGAAAAGUGACGCAACAUCACUUCCGCCAUAUGUUUUGUGGAAAGAAGCUCGUGUGGGAAAGGAUGGAACUGUUAGGGAUGACGUUCAACAUAUUUAUGAUGAAUGUGAGACCCUAUCUCAAUCGAUAAGCACAGCUGAGGACCAGGAGAACAGGAGCGUACUUAGUAGAGCACUAAAUGUUCCUGAGUAUCCCGGUCGGGUGAGGGGUAAAGGGCAUGGUUGUACUCCAACUUCCUUGUAUAAGAAUCCAAGGAGAAGAAAUCCUAGCAAUCAAGAAGUGAUGGAGACGUUGCAGGCAUUACAAGCGCAAGUUCUUCAAUUGCAAAAGGAUAAUGAGAGAUAUAGGUGUAUGGAAAAGUGCAGUUCACAGUUGAAAGAAACUAGUGAGAAAGCCAGUAUCAAUUGUCAAAAUAAAUUUCCCGAGGGCAUUUCAUCUUGUCAGCUAUACUUAUCGUCACCGACUUAUCGCCUAGUUGGCAAGGGAAAAGUGCACAACACUUCGGGAGAUUUACUUCACCAUAGACCGCUCCCGGAUGGACACCUUAAAGUAUCGGUUGAUGUUGUAUUAGAUAAGGAUGCGUUGCUACCGAUACCUGACAUUGUUUCAGAGACAACAUUGCUGCGAGAUGCAAUAGGAUCAUUUGUUGCAUGGCCCUUGGAUCUCAUUUUCAUUGAUGAUGAGGUAUUUGCUCAAGGGUCACAACAACUGAGCCAGAAAAUUGGUAGUCGACAGAAAAACAAAAGGGAUCUUCCAGUGACUUAUUUGCCAAAAAAAGGUGCUUUUGUGCCUCGAUACCAGAUAUCUCUUGAAACACUUGUUGACUCAUCAGAUAUGGCAACAGCUGGUGCUAUUCGCUUACUGGAUAUGGAGGAAGAUAUCUUUGGUUAUUCAUGCACUGAAACAAUCGGAAAAGAAGAUCUGGAACAUAUUUUUCGGCAUCAAGAAUUAGGCGUCGGUGUUAUACACACAUACAUCCGGUUCUUGUAUGACAAUUUCAUGCGCGGGAAUGAUCAAUUGUCAAACAGAUUCCGUUUCGUGUCUUCCUCCCUGGUCAACAAAGCAUUAAUUUGUAGGGAACCGGAUUCAUGUAGAGAGUACUUAGUCAAGAGAUUCAUGGCCAGCAGUACAAACAACUUGUAUCUUUGGCCGUAUAAUUCAGGGUGUCACUGGUUGUUGCUUGCUAUUGAUCCUUUAAAAGAAGUGGUAUAUUUUCUGAAUUCGAUAGAUGGUGAAUGGACAAAUUAUCCGGAUAUGAAGCAAUUAGUUGAUACAUCAAUAAAAGUGUUCCGAUCUCAAAGACAAGCUCGAGUACCACGUACUAAAUCCAGCAACAUUACGUGGAUAAAAGUGCAGGUACUUUAAUUUUCACAAUUUUGCUUAUAAUAGUGAUGCUACUUGAUAAGAAAAGAUAACUAUACAUUCUUAUUUUUUUUUCUAUGUAGUGUCCUCUACAGCGCAACGGUAUCGAUUGCGGAUACUUUGUAAUGAGGUUUAUGAGGGAAAUCAUUAAUAUGAAUCAAAUAGAGAUUCCAAUCACGGUAUGGA
Lathyrus oleraceus (garden pea) is the source of this 2163-nucleotide messenger RNA. RefSeq lists its product as uncharacterized. The transcript is spliced from 9 exons. Lineage: Eukaryota; Viridiplantae; Streptophyta; Magnoliopsida; Fabales; Fabaceae. The coding region runs from base 1 to 1980 and encodes 659 amino acids. The record is from RefSeq and is a predicted model, not a curated record.